Messenger RNA from Nicotiana attenuata, 833 nucleotides. RefSeq lists its product as uncharacterized. The record is from RefSeq and is a predicted model, not a curated record. The transcript has 3 exons. Lineage: Eukaryota; Viridiplantae; Streptophyta; Magnoliopsida; Solanales; Solanaceae. The coding region runs from base 279 to 680 and encodes 133 amino acids.
GUGCCAGUUCAAACAUAUCACAGAAAUACAUACACACCAACGUGGUCGAUGUAGUGAAUUCUUUGUUGAAUUCUAUUCACAGAUAAAUGACUUUUCUUUUACGGAUUCAUUAAAUGGUAUCUGCUUUGCUCACUACUGCAACAUUGCAGGUGAUAGCUUUAAUUCCUCUUUAGUUGCAGUAGUUUGUGUAGAGCCAAAAGUCUUUAAGGAAUGAGCAUCAUCUGAGGGAAUCAAGGUAUCUUUUAAUCUUCAACAGUUAGCUGUUGUGAAGGAGUUGAAUGGGUCAAACUAUAACUAGAAUUUGUCUACUGUCUAUAUUUAAGAGAAACGAGAGUUGUGAAGUCCGAAUUCCGAUUAUCGAACGGAGCCGCCGACAAGAAUUGCUUUGGGCGAAUCCUCUGUGGGGAUAUCGCAAUGGGAUACGUGCAGGAAGCCCGAGAAAAUCACGUCAAGAAGAAGGGUGCUUUUGGUUGAAAAUUGUAGAAGACUGUAGGGAGUGGCAAUGCUGGAUGUUACAGUCUACCUUGAAGUUAAUAAUCCCUCCAUUGAUCAGCACAGAGAUAUGCGUUUGGACAUACAUCCCAUGUCCUAUGAGCUUCAAUUGGAAGGAAAAGUUUGGGAGAGCUACCAAGCACUAUUGGGCUAAGGUUUGUAAGAUCAAAAUAAUAGGCCUUUUUUGAUAGAACUUCUACAAGCCCAAAUGAGCAGGUUGGACUUCAGAGUCCAUAAAACUGGGACAUUUGCACAUAUGCUGCCAUUGAAAUUAUAUCCGCAUUGUAUAAAAAUUUAUUAAAUUUAUCUUAUUCGAAUCUGAAGUAGUUCUAUCUCUUUAA